UUCCAAUAUACUUGUUAACUCUCCGGAAAUCGCCGUCUGAUUGUUAUAUAUCCCUGACCACAGCUAAGCGGAAACAGUUUCCAUCAGGCACCAGCUUUUCGUGCAUACAAAUUUCGCCAUCGCAUUCUUUAUUAUAUUAACCCUUUCAGCCCUGCUGCUUUUCGUUUGUUUCCUUCCCGGGCCUAGAACGAUAAUUUUCUUUCUCAAAGUUUAAAAGAUCGGGUCAAUUCUCCACCCAGUGGGCUUAGUUUCGAUAUUUAUAUACUCGAUUACAUUACCCUGUACACCGCUCGUCUCGGGGCUAUUCGCUUAUCACUUUAUAAGCGAUCGCUUAUCAGCAUCCUUUAGGACUUUGAUGUGGACGGAUCAACAUCGCGAUUGACUAGGAAGUCGGUCGUGACCUCGACAUUGAUCGUCAUUUCAACAACUAAGCAGUGCUAUACUGCUCAUCAAUUAUAAUGGCCCCGUUCGGCGAGACCGUUGCCGUGAUUGAUAAGUCCGGCAAGGUAGUGAGUACGAGUAAACAAUUGUUUGGUGUUUUCAGUCAUGCCAAGAAUGCAUAUAGCGCCCGCAAGGCCCAGUUCCAAUCUGAGCGGAAUGCUAUCAUCGCCGAAAGAGAAGCUCUGAGGGCUAUACAAAAUUAUACCAUUGACGAUGCGCCCUCCGUCGCCUCUUCGCGCAGAAGUCGUUCGCGACAUCAUUCGGGCCGCAGUCACCAUGCCCGGCAGUACUACGACGACGACUAUGAAUAUGAGCAAGACCGCGGUUCCGUUGCGUCGCGCCCGGACUCUUACUAUAACCGACCGCAGGACCUGGUCCGUCGGCACACCCAUCAUGAUAUCGUCACGCGGGGUCCCGAAGCUCGGCCGACAACUAGUCGCUCAAAGUCUGAUGCACAAAUCGACAUGGACCUGGCGUACGGCGACUACAAUCCUCACUCAUUGGCCAAGGCUCCGCCACAACAAAACCAACUGCAGAAGAUUGAGGACCCGGAACUGAGCGGUCUAGUAAACCGCGCACAGUGGCUCAUGGAGGAAGCUAACUGUGUGCACCACAGUGCCACAGCCACGAUUGCUCAUCUUCAAAAGAAUCCCGAUGCCAUGGCUGCAGUUGCACUCACUCUAGCCGAGAUCAGUAACAUUGCCUCGAAGAUGGCCCCGGCCGCACUUUCGUCACUCAAAUCGGCAGCCCCUGCUGUUUUCGCACUGCUUGCCAGCCCGCAGUUUCUCAUCGCCGCCGGUGUUGGUCUCACUGCGACAAUUGUCAUGUUUGGUGGUUACAAAAUCAUCAAGCAGAUGUCCGGCAAUGGUAACGAAGUCAGUCGAGGACCAGAUCGCGACCCCGGCCCUAGACCGAGUGAGUCCGUCGGUAUGGAUGACAUGGUAGAGAUCAACACCGAAUGCCUCAGCGGUGUUGAAAUGUGGCGACGAGGUGUCGCCGAUGCAGCUGAUGAAAGCAUCGGCACCUCUGUCGAGGGUGAAUUCAUCACCCCAACUGCUGCUAUGAUGUCCGGCGUCGAUGUUACCACUGCACGCAUGAUGCGGGAUCCUCGUUUCAAGUUCGAUGACGAGGAAUCGAGGGCAUCGUCUCACCGGUCUCACCGUUCACGCCCCCCAAGAUCUCGCGCGCCUACCCGAGUGGACGAAAGGCCAGAGUCCUACGUGGCUUCCAAGGCACCGACUAAGUCCUUCUUCGGUAUUCCAUCGAAAGCGCCAUCUAAGGCCCCAUCUAGGGCGCCGUCGAGAGCCCCAAGCAAGGCGCCAUCGAAGGCACCCUCCCGAGCUCCAUCUAGGGCUCCUUCCAGAGCUCCGUCGAAGGCGGACUCCCACCAUUCACAUCACUCUCACCACUCUCACCACUCAGACCGGGACGCGCAACCCAAAGAGAAGAAGAAGCGAUCCAGCAGGUUGCGACUUAUGUUUACGGCUUGAACUUGGAAUAUCCCAUUUUAUAUCUCCCAACGACAGCAUAUGACCGCUAUUGUAUACGUCACUGUACAUAUUUUAUUUGAUUCCCUUAUGACACGUCAUUAGCAAAGACCAUCACAUGACCGACGGAUACCAGUACGAAGUUGUUUCACGGUCGACCUUUUCUUUCUCAUCAUUUCUUUUCUAUCUCUCCUAGUUCUCUUAUGCCGGACCAAGUCUGGAACCACCUGUUAUAUAGUGAUUGCAUCAUACGGCGUUGGAAUGAUACUCUAUAAGUUCAAGCACACUCUAGAUCGGAGGGUAUUUGUUUAUCUUCGAUAGAUUCUCCUAUCUGGAUAUACACAGAUUGCAUGUCGAUACAGCACCAAAGGUUCUUUAAAAUAGUUCAAAUAAACAAUUCAAAACGAGAAUAUCC
Messenger RNA from Aspergillus caelatus, 2343 nucleotides. RefSeq lists its product as uncharacterized. The transcript has 2 exons. NCBI's taxonomy places the organism in Eukaryota, Fungi, Ascomycota, Eurotiomycetes, Eurotiales, Aspergillaceae. The record is from RefSeq and is a predicted model, not a curated record. Bases 459 to 1931 code for a protein of 490 amino acids.